UAAAAACCGAAAAAGUAAUUAAUAAGGCAUGCGUAUAGAUGAAUAUAAAAGGAGUAUAACAUUUUGAUUAACGCAUAGUAUAGUUCUCAAAAUGGUGAAAAUCUUCGUUGUCGUAUUUUUGGCGGUUAUCGCAACCAUCGAGGCCAAAAUCACACUACCGGCCGAACUCCAAGAAUACAUCGACGACUUGCACAAGUUGUGUCUGGACAGAGGAGGUUUACAAGAGACCGAUCAUGAAGCCUACGAUAUAAACACCAAAGAUCAAAAAAUGAUGUGCUAUAUGAAAUGCCUGAUGUUGGAAUCCAAAUGGAUGAAGCCCGAAGGGGUUAUUGACUAUGACUUUAUAGAUUCUCAGGCCCAUCCUGACGUCAAGGAUAUACUAAUGGCAGCCGUGAACAAGUGUAGAAACAUUGAUGAAGGAGCAGAUCUUUGUGAAAAAUCUUACAAUUUUAACAAAUGCUUGCAUAGGGCUGACCCAGUGAACUGGUUCUUGGUUUAACUUUCGCAAACCAUACAAGGAUUUUCACUAAGAUGACUUUCGGCAGUAAUCGAUGGAUUAUGAGUUAUUAUUCCUACCAUGUUUAUAUUAUUAUAUUUUAAAUAAAACGCACGAGCAUCCCA
Anthonomus grandis grandis is the source of this 621-nucleotide messenger RNA. Its product is annotated as general odorant-binding protein 83a-like. Gene Ontology annotation, molecular function: odorant binding. Gene Ontology annotation, biological process: sensory perception of smell. The transcript is spliced from 7 exons. The record is from RefSeq and is a predicted model, not a curated record. The coding region runs from base 92 to 499 and encodes 135 amino acids. NCBI's taxonomy places the organism in Eukaryota, Metazoa, Arthropoda, Insecta, Coleoptera, Curculionidae.